Corylus avellana is the source of this 2235-nucleotide messenger RNA. NCBI's taxonomy places the organism in Eukaryota, Viridiplantae, Streptophyta, Magnoliopsida, Fagales, Betulaceae. The record is from RefSeq and is a predicted model, not a curated record.
AUGGCCACCCUAGAAAAACAAACACCUAAUCCUGAUGCGACCACCACUGCCGUCGGUGAUAUCGUCGAUGAGGACGAUAUCUCUCCUAUCGAGGAAGUCCGGCUAACCGUGUCCAACACCGAUGAUCCGACCCAACCAGUAUGGACCUUGCGAAUGUGGAGUUUGGGCUUAAUCUCAUGUGCCCUCCUCUCCUUCCUUAACCAGUUCUUCUCAUACCGGACCGAGCCCAUCAUCAUAACCCAAAUAACCGUCGUGGUGGCGACCCUCCCCAUCGGCCGCUUCAUGGCCGCCGCCCUCCCCACAACCCAGUUCAGAAUACCAGGGUUUGGAUCGAUGUUAUUCUCUCUUAACCCGGGUCCCUUUAACAUGAAGGAGCAUGUACUCAUUUCCAUCUUUGCCAAUGCUGGCUCUGCAUUCGGAAAUGGGCCAGCUUAUGCUGUUUAUAUUGUUGAUAUAGUCAAAGCCUUAUACCACCGGAAUAUAUCCUUUGUGGCUGGUUGGCUUCUUAUUAUCACUACUCAGGUGCUCGGAUAUGGUUGGGCUGGGCUAUUGAGGAAGUAUGUGGUGGAGCCGGCCCAUAUGUGGUGGCCGUCCACUCUCGUUCAGGUCUCACUUUUUCGGGCUUUGCAUGAGAAAGAAGAGAGGCGCAUGUCAAGGGGAAAGUUCUUCGUAAUUGCACUAAUUUGCAGUUUUGCAUGGUACACUGUGCCAGGCUACCUCUUCUCAACACUUACAAACAUCUCAUGGGUUUGCUGGGCAUUCUCCAAGUCAGUCACUGCCCAGCAGCUUGGCUCAGGCAUGCAAGGGCUUGGACUAGGAGCACUGACACUCGAUUGGGCAGCCGUGGCAUCCUUCUUGUUCAGCCCCGUCAUCAGCCCCUUCUUCUCUAUUGUCAACAUAUUUGUAGGCUAUGUAUUGAUACUCUACAUAGCAAUCCCUAUAGCAUACUGGGGAUUUGACUUGUACAGUGCAAGUAGAUUUCCCAUUUUCUCUUCAGAUUUGUUUACAUCCCAAGGUCAGCCAUACAACAUAUCAGCUAUUGUCAAUGACAAGUUUGAGUUAGAUCUAGCAAAAUACGAGGAGCAAGGACCAAUUCAUUUAAGCAUGUUUUUUGCUCUCACUUAUGGCUUUGGCUUUGCCACCGUUGCUGCCACCCUUACCCAUGUGGCCUUCUUCAAUGGAAGUGAAAUUUAUGAGCGAUUUCGAGCUUCUUACAAGGGGAAGGAGGAUAUUCAUACAAAAUUGAUGAGGAGCUACAAGGACAUACCUUCCUGGUGGUUUUACUUGUUGCUUGCUGUGACACUUGUAGUUUCACUUGUACUUUGCACUGUUUUGAAUGAUCAGAUCCAGAUGCCAUGGUGGGGGCUCAUCUUUGCUUGUGCCAUAGCCUAUAUUUUUACCCUUCCAAUCAGUAUCAUAACUGCCACGACAAACCAGACACCAGGGCUAAACAUAAUAACAGAGUAUAUGAUGGGGCUUAUAUAUCCAGGAAGACCAAUAGCCAAUGUAAGCUUCAAAGUUUAUGGCUACAUGAGCAUGGCUCAAGCUGUCUCCUUCCUCAAUGAUUUCAAGCUUGGACACUACAUGAAGAUUCCUCCAAGAUCAAUGUUCUUAGUUCAGUUCAUAGGAACAAUUGUUGCUGGAACUGUCAACAUUGGAGUAGCAUGGUGGUUGCUAAAUUCCAUUGAGAACAUAUGCCAACCAGAGCUCCUUCCUGUCAACAGUCCCUGGACAUGCCCUAGUGACAGAGUUUUCUUUGAUGCAUCUGUUAUAUGGGGUUUGGUGGGACCCAAACGGAUCUUUGGAACUCUUGGAAGCUAUCAAGCCAUGAAUUGGUUUUUCCUUAUAGGUGCAAUAGGCCCAGUUCUUGUUUGGCUAUUGCACAAAGCAUUCCCCAAGCAAUCUUGGAUUCCACUCAUUAACCUUCCAGUCCUCCUGGGAGCAACAGGAAUGAUGCCUCCGGCAACAUCCUUGAACUACACUUCCUGGAUUAUAGUUGGAACAAUCUUUAACUAUUUUGUUUUCCGGUACCGGAAGCAGUGGUGGCAGAGGUACAAUUACAUUCUUUCUGCAGCACUGGAUGCUGGGGUGGCUUUCAUGGGAGUAUUGCUCUACUUUCCAUUGGGCAUGAAUGGGAUAGGUGUGGAUUGGUGGGGCACGCGUGGGGAAUACUGUGACUUAGCAUCAUGUCCAACAGCAAAGGGCAUAGUUGUUGAAAAUUGUCCAGUGAAGUGA